Messenger RNA from Penicillium egyptiacum, 589 nucleotides. The record is from the annotation of a GenBank genome assembly. Lineage: Eukaryota; Fungi; Ascomycota; Eurotiomycetes; Eurotiales; Aspergillaceae.
CACGACUACUCUCGAUCUUUCGAACAUUCAUUCCGCCAGCCAACAACCGCCAAAAUGGGUCGCGUCCGUACCAAGACAGUCAAGCGCUCCGCUAAGGUCAUCAUCGAGCGUUACUACCCCAAGUUGACCCUCGACUUCGAGACCAACAAGCGCAUCUGUGAUGAGAUCGCCAUCAUUGCCUCCAAGCGUCUUCGCAACAAGAUCGCUGGUUACACUACCCACUUGAUGAAGCGCAUCCAGCGUGGUCCCGUCCGCGGUAUCUCCUUCAAGCUUCAGGAGGAGGAGCGUGAACGCAAGGACCAGUACGUUCCUGAGGUCUCCGCUCUCGACGUCUCCCAGACCGAGUCCGGCCAGCUCGACGUUGACGCCGACACCAAGGACCUUCUCAAGUCCAUGGGCUUCGAUAACCUCAAGGUCAACGUUGUUGCCGUCAGCCAGCAGCAGCAGGCCGAGCGCCCCCGUCGUUUCGGUCCCCGCUAAAUCCAGCGCCCGGACUAACGAAAAAAAAAAGUUCAUACCUGGCCUUUGGUCGACCCUGGCGGUACCCCGACAAUGUCUGUUCUGGCUGGCUUUUCGCUCGGCUAGCAUG